Molecule: messenger RNA, 1682 nt
Organism: Canis lupus familiaris (dog)
Lineage: Eukaryota; Metazoa; Chordata; Mammalia; Carnivora; Canidae
Gene: TRNP1
Product: TMF1 regulated nuclear protein 1
Exons: 2
Coding region: 100-765 (221 amino acids)
Biological process (GO): regulation of cell population proliferation
Cellular component (GO): nucleus
Molecular function (GO): DNA binding
Source: RefSeq, a predicted model, not a curated record
CGGCAUCUCUCUCGCGCGCGCGGCGUCGGUCUUCCCCCUCGCGGGGGGCAGCUGGCCAGACCCGCGGACCGACCGCUGCAGGCCGCCGGGGGGCGGGGGAUGCCGGGCUGCCGCAUCAGCGCCUGCGGCCCGGGGGCCCAGGAAGGGACCGCGGAACCCGGGUCCCCGCCGCCGCCGCCCCGGGAGCUCCUGUCGUCCCCUCAGCCCCCGCCCCCAACUCCGACCUUGACUCCGACCCCGGCUCAGGUCUCGUCGCCGGCCGACGCGGCCCCGGCGGACGGGCAGGAGCUGCAGCGCUGGCGCCAGGGCGCUAACGGGGGCGCCGGGGGCACCGGGCCGGCAGGGGGCGCGGCGGCGGCGGCGGGGGCGGGGGGCCGCGCGCUGGAGCUGGCCGAAGCGCGGCGGCGACUGCUGGAGGUGGAGGGCCGCCGGCGCCUGGUGUCGGAGCUGGAGAGCCGGGUGCUGCAGCUGCACCGCGUCUUCCUGGCGGCCGAGCUGCGCCUCGCGCACCGCGCCGAGAGCCUGGGCCGCCUCAGCGGCGGCGUGGCGCAGGCCGAGCUCUACCUGGCGGCGCACGGCUCGCGCCUCAAGAAGGGCCAGCGCCGCGGCCGCCGCGGCCGCCCGCCCGCGCUGCUCGCCUCGGCCCUGGGCCUGGGUGGCUGCGUGCCCUGGGGCGCCGGGCGCCUGCGGCGGGGCCACGGCCCGGAACCCGACUCGCCCUUCCGCCGCAGCCCGCCCCGCGGCCCCGCCUCCCCCCAGCGCUGACCUCGGCGCCGGGACCCCAGGCCCCCCGACAGGCCGUCGCGGAGGUGCCGACCGACGGAUGGACGGCGUCGCCGGCGAGGACGAGCUGACAGACCCCGGGAAGAGACAGUCGGGGGCCGGGGGCCCAGUGAAGGAGGCUGAGCUCCUCCCAGCUCCUCAGAGCCUCCACUCUAUGGAUCUGGACUCCUGGAUUCUGCUCCUGCUCCUGGGCACCUCCUCCAGGAAGACGUCCCACAACCUUAAACAAAUUGAUCCCGUAUGAUCUUGGCACCAUCCUCUCAUCACAGGGGCCUUGCACUCAACGGCGGCCAGGUGCUCGGUUCUGGGGAAGGUGCCUGUAAUCUAAGCCACAUUUGACUUUGGCUGACACUGUGAUUGGAAAUGUUACAACAGGUCCUCUGAGUUGCAAUCAGAUUAUUUAAGAAAGCAGCGAACAUUUCCAGUGUGAAAAUGAAAAGGCUUUCUUUUAAAAUAGAGUUGUCAUUCUUAAGUCACAGCGCAGCUGGGGUCUCCAUUGUGGUCGAUGUCAUUGCUUCUCACCCUGACAAUGCUGGGAGGCCUGUUUGAGGGGAAAUAUUGGUCUGAGAAAUCUGUUUCCCUCCUCCACUGUCCUUGCCCUCUCUGCCUAGGGGUGUGCCUUUGGGCCCCUCAGAAAGAUGAUCGCUGCUGGCUCCAAGGGGAGGGGCACCUCAUUCUCAGGGAGAGGUGGUGGCAACCUAAACAUUCAAAACAAAGUUUUGAAUGAAAAAAAAAAAGGAGCAUAUUUAUUCAAAUAUCCUGAAAAUAUAGGGAAGGGGCGGGGGGCACAUUUACUCACAUACAACCCAGAACUUGUAUUCCGCAAAAUGAAUGUAUAUUGAAUCAGUCCCCUGAUUUAUACAUUCAGGAAGAAUAAAUUUCAGUGACGUGAGACAAAG